AUGACGCAGGGCCUUUUCGUGGCCACCACUCUUCGAAGGCUCCAGUGUGAAGGUUAUGACCAUGUGGUGGACGUGUGGGAACAGGCUUGGCACGAAUCGAUCGUGGGUUGGUUCCGCUUUGGCGCCGACCUUCAAGCGGUGGUGAUCGCAAGCUGGGCCAUGCAGAUCCUGCAAAUGGUUGUCUAUGCACUGUAUGGUAUGCCAACACGAUGUCUGCGAUUCGAGUGUCAAAGCGAAAAGACCGGCUAUGAUGUCAUAUGCUCUUGCUUGGGAACUAUGUGGCACGCAGACACCAUGAAGGCGCUGGCCGGCUCCAAUCGGAUGCCUCUGCUGCAGAUGGGCCAACUCGAGCUGAGCCUGAUCCGGGCCGACGAGUUUCUCCAGGAAGCGGAGCCGAACUUUGCAAGGUACUAUGCCGUCCUGAAGUCCGAGCUGCGAAUUCUCCUCUUGCGGAUUGUGUUGGUUGGUUGCUGUGUGAACUGUUCGAAAUUAGAGAUUCAGUCCACGAUGUUUGCCCUAACUCGGGCUGGGAAGCGAACUGGCUUACGGAAAGCAGAUGCAGAAGAACUGCUGAGCCUGGCCGUGGCGCAUUUCACUUCCCUGUUUGCUCUGCAUGUGGCCCUGGCCAGUGUCCUGGACCUGAGGGCAGGCAUCAAGAAAGCUAGAAGGCUACAAGAGGAGAAGCAGACAGCUAUCAUCGCCGAAAUUCGCUGGCUGUUUCGUUUUGUCUACGGCUGCGUGGCCUUUUGUGUCGUCACACAGUGCCAUUGUGUGGCUAAGCUCAUUGCUGCUUUUGUUUGCGAGGACUCAGUUUGGGAUUUACCCAUGCACUGCGUCGACCUUCAUUCUACUGCUCCAAAGUCGUGA
Symbiodinium sp. CCMP2592 is the source of this 867-nucleotide messenger RNA. The record is from the annotation of a GenBank genome assembly. Lineage: Eukaryota; Dinophyceae; Suessiales; Symbiodiniaceae.